UCAAUUUUUUUAUACAUAAAAAGUAUAGUUAUACAUAUCUGAAAAAUUCUUUUGUAUCGGAUACGGGCUAUAUUCAAAAACCGGAAGGGUAAACCGGAAUGGCUGUGAGUGGCUGUUGUCGUUCCAGAAUUCUUAUUCCGGAUUUUCGUUCCAUCGAUGGGACCGCGGCCUAAAGCAUUUUCGGAUCAGCGAAGGGAUCAGCUGACACGAAGUAACGUGAAUACAAAAUGGUAGUGUUGAAUGUAUACAUAUUAUAUUAUACAACGAUAAACAAUAAACACUGUACGUUCUCUCUAUCAUCGGACUCAGAGCACUAAGCACUGCACGGCGAGCAUAUAGCUCAUGUAAACAUAAGAAUAUUUAUAUUAAACUUAUUUUCCUAUUUAACCACGGCUCAAUUUAUUUCGACAGGAACUUUUUAAUUUCGAAAUAUAUUGCUCCGCAUGAACAAUUUUAUUUAGUUUUUCAACAAUGGCUUAUAAUUUACGCGAAAGAGUCAAUCACAUUGGAUAUUAUACUAAUCAAAUAGUUGCAACUAAUAAUCUACCAACGAUAAAACAAGUACUAGCUGCUUUAUUCUAUAACCUACGAAGAGUUUCAAAGUCUGUACGUGAAAGUGCGAAGUUAACCAUUGAAGAGUGUAUCAUUAUUUGGAAGAAAGCUCGAAUUCCUACGCAAGAAGAUAAAAAAUGUGUCAUUAAACUGGAGGCUGAAUAUGAAAGAUGGAGAAAAAUACAAAGAAAUGCUUCACGUAGAUCAGACACUCAAAUAAAAAAAUGAACAAACAUAUAAAGAAAGCAUAAACAAAUUAUUUGACAUUGCUUGCGCAGAUGCUUUGAAGAAGAUGGAAGACGAAUCUGAUAAACAGUUUUUACUUGAUCAGACAGCUCUGCAAAGAAAUGAAACUCUUAGUUCCAGUACCUCAACAACUUAUACAGACACAAGUAAGCCAUCACCAAUGGAAGUGGACUAUGAAAGCCGCAAUAUUGUAAAGAAUGAAAUUUCGGUUACCAUCGACCAGGCCAAGGUAGUCGAUGCUUCAUUAAAAAUGCAAAAGGAUGAUUCUCGUAGUAUGGUGACAAAAGAAGAUUUACAUGAAUUGCUUGAAACAGAGUCUGAUCUCCAUUAUUUGAAAGUACACCUCCUCUGAAAAGGCGAGCUACUGAACCAAUUAUGACUGCGAAAUUGGCUACAGUAUUAGAUAAAUGUAAAAUUAGUAAAAGAGACGUAAUGCAUUUGUUGAUGGCCGCUGCGGAAGCAUUCAGCAUUGAUACGCGCAAUUUAGUAUUACACAUCAUAUAUUCACAGGGCUCGUCAAAAUUUUCGCAAAGAACGAUAUGAGGCAAUUAAAAAACUUGCUCCACCACUUUUUUCUGGUUUACCGAGCACCAUCCACUGGGAUGGAAAGUUGCUUCCAGGAUAUUUACGAAGAGAAACUACUGAUAGACUAGCGAUUAUUAUUACAAGUAAUGGAAUGGAGCAUCUCUUGGGUGUUCCAAAUAUCUCUUCUAGUAGUGGAAUAAAUCAAGCUCAAGCAGUAUUCGAUACUUUAAAUGACUGGUCUUUAUUAGAAAAUAUUGAAGCUCUUUGUUGUGAUUCAACAGCUAGCAAUACUGGUCGAAUAAAUGGAGCUUGUGUGUUAUUAGAAAGAUUAAUCGAUAAAGAUCUUCUCUAUUUUAUCUACCGGCAUCAUAUUUACGAGCUUGUUCUAAGAAGUACUUUUGAAAUAAAAUUUGGUAAGACAACUGGUCCGGAGGUACAAUUGUUUAAAAAUUUUGGAGAUUUUUUGCUAGAUAAAAAAGAUGUUGAAGUAAAAUGUAGAGACGUUUGCAUUUUUAUAGUAAGAGUCUACGUUCAUGCCUGGUUUUGUACUCCAUUUGCUGCUCAAGCACCAAAUCAAGAUUUAAAGUUUUUAAAGUGUUUGUACGAAUAUAGAAGAAUUGAUGAAAGUAUAUCUGACUGUGCUGUUAGAAAAUGUAUGAAUCACUUGUGGUAUUUGACUCCGCAACUAACAGCACUAGCAUUUUUUGACUUUACUAUUUCAAAUGAAGAAAAGUUAAAAAUGUGCGAAGCUCUACAGUCAAAUUCUAGUGCGUUUGUUUAUGGAAAACAAAUUUUAGUCAAUGAAAAAAAUUUGGAUAAAAUAGUGAAUUCAAGUAUUAGUGAUUUUAUUUGCAAAGACACUUAUGAAACUUUUAGACGCUUAAAAAUUGACACAACUUUUUUAGAAAAAAAUCCAUCAAAAUGGGCCAAUGAUAGAAACUACACUAAUGGUUUGGAAGUUGUUAAAAACCUCAGAGUCGUGAAUGAUACAGCCGAACGAGAAGUAAAAUUGAUAACUGAAUUCAACAAUCGUUUGACUAAAGAUGAAAAGCAAUUGCAAUACCUAUUACCUGUAAUAAAAGAUUAUCGAAGCUUGUUUUCAGAUAGCAAGAAGGAAACGUUGAUGCGGCCAUAUGAAUGAAUAUUUUGUUUGAAUAUACUAUUAGAACAUUAUUGUACUGUUUUUUAAUUUUUACCUUCAGAAUCUCGCUUCGACAGAUCGUUUUUCUUUAUCUCAGCUUAUAAAUUUUCUUUUAUUUUUUAAACUAAUAAGUUUAUGUGAUUCAGUAGUUCAAAGUAUAAAUUAAUAGAAAAUAUUACAAAUCAGCUUUUUGGCGUUUUUACCGUGAUUUUCGAGAUUUUUGAUGAUUUUAACUUCUUUUCUCGAUUGAAUCGGCAAAAGCCAAUUACACCAUUCGUUUAAUGAACUCAAAAUACAUAAAAAUGUAUGUUUUUGAAAAAACUUUCCAACUUAUCACUAAUUAUAAACGUUAACAGUCCAUUUUUUGUCUUUUGCGUAAAUCAACUGAGCCUAUUUUAUCACCGCUUCAGCUCUUUCAAUGGGGUAAUCAAUCCAUGAAAAAUAUGAUAUUAUUCUUUUAUAGUAAACAAGAGCAUACAAAAUCUCAGAGAUUUUUAAACGCAAGGUUCAAAAAAGCUCCUGCAGUACCUCAAAUAUCAAAACAUCAUUGUUUUAUCGUGGAAAAAGGAAAGAUUCUGUUAUCAAAGAGAUACUCUAAUGCUUCAGAUGGAUUAAAUCUUAUUUAUAAAACAUGAAACUUUACGAAUGAGGGAUGAACGCAUCAGCUCAUAAUAUUUCUCCAAUAUAAAAAUCCGCGAUGUUCCAAUUUUCACACUGCUUCACGGACUUUAAGCGAACUCGCAUCAGUAAGACCCAUAUAACCUCGAUAUUGCUAUCUCGAAUGAAAUAACUCUAACACCGAAUUUAUGAAAAAAAACGUCCCUGAUAAGUGAUUUCAAGACGUUUUCAGAAUCGUUAUGGAAAUUACAUUACUAUUACUGACCAUGAGUGCAUACACCAUGCCCCUUUUAAUUUGCAAGGGCCUAAUUUUGUAAUAUUGACAUUAAAAUAGAAAUUGCCGAACUCACAAACCCCUCAGCAUCAAUUUUUGAGCCAGUCAAACGAUUGUUCACCAUUUUGUAUUGCAAGGGCCUAUGCGGCCGCCAUAUUGGAUCCACCAUAUCCGUCCGCCAUUUUAAAUUUUACAUUUUGACAUCAGAAUUGUAAUUAUGAACUCCAAAAACCCCUGAGUAUCAAAUUUAGAGCCAGUCAAAAGGUUAUCUUCUAUUUUCAAUUGCAAGAGCCUAUACGGCUGACAUAUUGGAUCCGCCAUCUUGAAUUUCAUCAUUUUUAGACUUGAUCCAUAUUUUAUGUCAUUAAUUACUUUUGCAUAAACAUUUUUAGCCUGAUGCGCUCAUUCAUUUUGAAUAAUUUCUGUAAUGAAGCUAAAGUCCUACAUCAAGCCGUUGAAUUAAGCCGCCAUAUCGUGUCAGCCAUUUUGAAAAUCGAAAAACGCCACUCG
Nasonia vitripennis (jewel wasp) is the source of this 3866-nucleotide messenger RNA. RefSeq lists its product as uncharacterized. The transcript has 3 exons. The coding region runs from base 1475 to 2464 and encodes 329 amino acids. The record is from RefSeq and is a predicted model, not a curated record. NCBI's taxonomy places the organism in Eukaryota, Metazoa, Arthropoda, Insecta, Hymenoptera, Pteromalidae.